AACCACACGCGCCUGUUCUAUAACGCUCAUUAAACAUUGACAAAAGCUUCACAAGAACUAUAAGCUUGAAUAACAAAACCCCAACCCAUAUUUGCAAUCCGAGUGGAUCGAAUCACCCAAUUCAGAUCAUCGAUUCAAUCCAGGUUUUUCAAUUUGGAGGAAGAUUCAUCGUUUUGAUUUGGGGGUUCGAUUAAAUUAGGGUUGUGUUUUUGUGGGUCUUAAGUAUUUUUUGAGAAAGGUGGAAUCUUGGUGAUUUCUUGAUCAAGAAGAGUGCUAUUUUUGAGGUUUGAUUGAAUUGGGGGUGAGAAAGUUGCAAUUUUCUUGAUUCUUUAUCAGGGUUUUGGAAUUCAGGGGUUUUAGUUUGGUGGGUUGGAUUUUAGUUUUCGACUUAUCGUGUUAUGGACUUGAGAUUGUAGGAGUCUUGUUGAUCCACAUUUGGGGUUUGUAGUACAGGGAGAGUUUUUGAUCCAGAGUUGGAGAAUUAUCGGGAUAAGGUUCGAGGUUUGAAAUUUUCAGUGUGAAUUGUGGUUUAUUGUUCUUGAUUUGGUAGAGGUAGAUCUUGAGUUAAGUUCGAAUUGUUAUGGCCAGCCCACUAAAGACUUCAAGUGGGUAUUCUGAUGUGAUUGCACCGUCGAAUCCGGAAUCCCCUAAUCCUCACAUCGAAACAAAGUUGGCUCCUCCUUUUUCCUCUCUUUUGAGACCUGGAUUUUUUCCGCCACCAAUUAUACAGCCAAAUCAGAUUCCUCAACCAACUGUUGGGAUCCCAAGUCUAAAUUCAGUUAUACAGCCAAAUCAGAUAUCUUCACCGGCUGUUAGGACCCUAAGUCCAAAUCCAGUUGUACAGCCAAACCAGGUUAGGACCCCAAGUCCAAGUUCAGUUUCACCAGUAAAUGGGAUUAGAGCUGGUGGCCCUGGUCCCCAUUUAAGCACGCCACCUGGUCCUCCUAGGUUCUCUUCGCCACUCCAACCUGCUGCUGUGCCAUUUCGGACUUCUCCUGCUAGUCCUCAGCCACCUGCCUUUUCUUCUGGUUCAUCUUUGCCUACGUCAUCACCUCCUCAAUAUUCAAAUGGCGCAUUUGAGUUGCAGCAUCAAGCCUCUGAUGCUUCUGAGGAUAUCUCACCUGUUAAUGAAUCGACAAAUGUUUUGUUCUCAGCCAACAAGGUUUUGAAACAAAAGAAAUUGUUAAAUACACCUAGUCUGGGGUUUGGAGCACUGGUGUCUCCUGGAAGGGAAAUCUCCCUUGGUCCUCAAAUAAUUCAACGGGAUCCUCAUCGCUGCCAAAAUUGUGGAGCUUAUGCGAAUUUUUAUUGCAAUAUCCUAAUUGGCUCGGGCCAGUGGCAGUGUGUGAUUUGUCGAAAUUUGAAUGGAAGUGAAGGCGAAUAUAUUGCUUCGAGUAAGGAAGAGCUUCGCACUCUGCCAGAGCUGUCAUCUCCAUUUGUGGAUUACAUUCAGACUGGAAAUAAGAGGCCUGGUUUUGUUCCAGUUUCUGAUUCUAGAAUGUCUGCACCUGUUGUCCUUGUGAUAGAUGAGUGUUUGGAUGAGGCUCAUCUCCAGCACUUGCAGAGCUCUUUGCAUGCAUUUGUCGAUUCUCUCCCUCCGACAACAAGAAUUGGGAUUGUGCUGUAUGGCAGUACAGUGUCAGUAUAUGAUUUCUCAGAAGAGUCGACCGCAUCCGCUGAUGUACUGCCUGGCAGAGUGUCACCAAGUCAGGAAUCUUUAAAAGCUCUGAUUUAUGGGACUGGAUUGUAUUUAUCACCUGUUCAUGCCUCUGGGCAUGUUGCUCAUUCCAUAUUUUCUUCCUUGCGUCCUUAUAAGCUAAAUCUUCCUGAAGCUUCCAGAGACCGUUGCCUGGGCACCGCCGUCGAGGUUGCUCUAGCCGUAAUUCAAGGACCAUCAGCAGAGCUGCCACGAGGUGUUAUGAAGAGGUCUGGAGGCGAUAGUCGAAUAAUUGUUUGUGCUGGAGGACCAAAUACACAUGGCCCUGGAUCAGUGCCACACUCUCCUAGUCAUCCUAACUACCCUUAUAUGGAAAAAGCAGCAUUAAAGUGGAUGGAAAAUCUUGGCCGUGAGGCUCAUCGACGAAACACAGUGGUCGAUAUUUUAUGUGCAGGAACAUGCCCUGUAAGGGUACCCAUUUUGCAGCCUCUUGCAAAAGCUUCUGGAGGUGUUCUGAUACUCCAUGAUGACUUUGGGGAGGCCUUCGGUGUAAAUUUGCAGAGGGCUUCCACUAGAACAGCUGGUUCCCAUGGUUUGUUGGAGGUGCGUUGUUCUGAUAAUAUUUUCAUAACUCAGGUAAUAGGCCCUGGUGAAGAGGCGAAUGCAGAUAAUCAUGAAAGUUUUAAAAAUGACAGCUCUCUAUCUGUACAAAUGCUUAGUGUUGAAGAAAUGCAGUGCUUUACGUUAUCCAUGGAAACAAAAAGUGACAUUAAAGGCGAUUAUGUAUACUUCCAGUUUUCGAUUCAAUACUCAAAUGUAUAUCAUGCUGAUAUAUCAAGAGUGAUUACUGUGAGAUUACCAACUGUGGAUAGUGUUUCUGCAUAUCUUGAGAGCAUCCAGGAUGAAGUUGCAUCUGUUAUCAUUGCCAAGAGGACUCUCUUAAGAGCCAAAAACUCUUCAACGGCAAAUGAUAUGCGAGCAACAAUAGAUGAAAGAAUAAAAGACAUUGCUUUAAAGUUUGGGUCAGUGAUGCCAAAGUCGAAGCUUUAUCGGUUCCCCAAGGAGCUGGCCUUGUUGCCAGAACUUCUAUUUCAUCUCAGAAGAGGGCCACUUUUAGGAAACAUUAUUGGGCAUGAAGAUGAGAGGUCUGUGUUACGGAAUCUAUUUCUGAAUGCAUCCUUGGAUCUGUCAAUUCGCAUGGUGGCACCACGGUGUCUUAUGCAUCGUGAAGGUGGCACUUUUGAGGAAUUGCCGGCUUAUGACCUUGCUAUGCAGUCUGAUUCAGCAGUUGUUCUUGACCAUGGCACCGAUGUCUUCAUUUGGUUGGGUGCUGAAUUAGCUUCUGAAGCGGGUAAAAGUGCUGCAGCUUUGGCAGCUUGUCGAACAUUGGCUGAGGAACUUACUGAAAUGCGGUUUCCAGCUCCUAGGAUCUUGGCAUUUAAAGAGGGGAGCUCUCAAGCUCGAUAUUUUGUUUCAAGGCUAAUACCAGCACACAAGGAUCCCCCAUAUGAGCAAGAAGCAAGAUUUCCACAACUUCGAACUUUAACUGCAGAACAACGAACAAAGCUGAAAAGCAGUUUUAUUCACUUUGAUGAUCCUAGCUUCUGCGAAUGGAUGCGGAGUUUGAAAGUUUCACCACCAGAACCAAGUUAAGAGCAGUCGUCAGAACAUUUUGUAGCAAUAGUCUUUACCGUAUAGUGAGUGAAUCCCUACAGAGAACUGUGCAUUAUGUCAUGCUUGUAUAAUGAUGUUUAAACCUCUGAGCGCCCAUUUAUAUUUCCUUUCAAACCCCUGGCCCCUAGCUCCAGUUUUGGAUAUCAUCCUCAGUUUCUUCUCAACUUUUUGUUUCUCGAUAAACAUGUAUACUAAUUACUGUACUUAAGGUUUAAAGGGGGUUAUCUUUACUAUUUA
Molecule: messenger RNA, 3568 nt
Organism: Daucus carota subsp. sativus
Lineage: Eukaryota; Viridiplantae; Streptophyta; Magnoliopsida; Apiales; Apiaceae
Product: protein transport protein SEC23 A
Exons: 6
Coding region: 581-3310 (909 amino acids)
Biological process (GO): endoplasmic reticulum to Golgi vesicle-mediated transport; intracellular protein transport; COPII-coated vesicle cargo loading
Cellular component (GO): COPII vesicle coat; endoplasmic reticulum exit site
Molecular function (GO): zinc ion binding; GTPase activator activity
Source: RefSeq, a predicted model, not a curated record